Messenger RNA from Jaminaea rosea, 1507 nucleotides. Its product is annotated as quinone oxidoreductase putative. Lineage: Eukaryota; Fungi; Basidiomycota; Exobasidiomycetes; Microstromatales. The transcript is spliced from 3 exons. Bases 20 to 1189 code for a protein of 389 amino acids. Gene Ontology annotation, molecular function: oxidoreductase activity. The record is from RefSeq and is a predicted model, not a curated record.
CUCACCCUCAGAAGCUCGCAUGCUUACCGCAUCUGCUGCUCCAAGACAUUUUCGCUCGCUCCUCACCACAUCCGCUCGAGCUUUCCCCCUCCGUUCAACCCAUCUUGCCGCGCCAUCAGCUCGCAUCUGUCCCGCCUUCACCCUGCCUAGAAUGGCGUCCACCAGCUCCGUCCCGUCUAGCAUGAAGGCUAUCCUGAUCAAGGACGGCAAAGGCCCGUCGGAGAAUCUCUACUUGUCAGACCAUGAUGUCCCUCAGCCAGGCGCGGACGAGGUCUUGGUCAAGGUGAAAGCCUUUGGUCUCAACCGCAUGGACAGCAUGCAACGCCAAGGCAAGUACCCACUGCCUCCUUCGGCCCCUAAGGAUAUCAUGGGCGUCGAAUUUUCUGGUCUCGUCGCUACAAGCAACAGCUCCAAAUUUAAAGAAGGAGAGGAGGUGUUUGGCCUGGUGACUGGAGGAGCGUACGCAGAAUACGUCAAAGGUCCGGCUAACAUGCUGUUGCACAAGCCGAAGACGCUCAGCCACGAGCAGGCAGCCGCCAUCCCCGAAGUAUGGCUGACAGCGUUCCAAGCCUUGCGUGUCAUCACAAACAUCCAGAAGGGAGAAGACGUCCUAAUUCACGCUGGCGCCUCGGGAGUGGGUCUCGCGGCCAUCCAACUCGCCAAACGCUUCGGAGCGCGGGGCAUCUACGUGACCGCAGGCAGUGAAGAGAAGAUUGCAGCGUGCAAGAAGAUGGGCGCGACAGAGGGCUUCAAUUAUAAGGCUGGCUCUUGGGCAGAGGGGCUUGAGAAGGCCACGGGAGGUGAAGGAGUAGACGUGGUGGUCGACUUCAUUGGCGCGCCCUACCUGGAGGACAAUGUCAAGUCGCUCAAGAAAGACGGACGUCUCGUCUUCCUAGCAUUCAUGGGCGGGGCGAUCCAACAAAACUUCAAUUUGGCGCAACUCCUCUUCAAACGUCUUCGCCUGGAGGGCACGACGCUCCGCUCGCGUAGUCUGGAGUACCAGAGUGACCUGGUUCAGGGCUUCUUGGAGACAGGCAUGUUGGAGGAGAUUGCCCGCGAGGAGAAUGACAAGGAUGGGCCGCACCCCAUCAUCAUCCAUGAUGUGCUGCCUUGGGAUAAGAUCAAGGAGGCGCACGAUAUGAUGGAGGCGAAUAAGAAUACCGGAAAGAUCGUGAUGGUGAUCCCCUGAUAUGACUUGGGACGGCAAGCGAUCUCUCUUUCGUAAUGUUACAAGCUAUCUAUACAUGCCACAGCGUGAGGGCUGCGUGCUCUUUGUCUUCAUCUUCUCGGCAUCCUCACGCCUGACUGCAAUGAGGCUACAGAGCCCUUGACUGCUCGUAUCAGGCCUUGAGGCCCACCUGUGCGAAACUCCUCCCACCACAACGUAAAGUGAUCGCGCAUGGCCGCCGUGACAAGAAGCGAAAGGACGACGAUGACGUAGAGGGUGACGAUGGUCUGGUCCUUGCCCGAGUCCCGCUGAAAACACCUCGCCCACACUUCACCCUCC